Messenger RNA from Suillus plorans, 1343 nucleotides. Its product is annotated as RmlC-like cupin domain-containing protein. The record is from RefSeq and is a predicted model, not a curated record. The coding region runs from base 440 to 1267 and encodes 275 amino acids. The transcript has 4 exons. NCBI's taxonomy places the organism in Eukaryota, Fungi, Basidiomycota, Agaricomycetes, Boletales, Suillaceae.
UCUGUGCGACUAAACUUUCAAAGGGAGAUGUAGACCCACGCACCAUUGAUACCACAACAGGAUAAGACACUCGCUUUUGGAUGAUUACUAUCAAACCAUUGAUUCUGAUUAGGCGUUCUGGGAUCAGUCAAUUAUGAGGCACCUUAGGUCAUAACCACCGCACAUGAAGACUCCCGACCCGUAAUAAGCAAGAGGGCCGUGAGAAUCCGUGAGUGAGGAACACCAAGAAAGGGAGCCAUUGGUAACCCCUGAGACGACGGUACCGAUCGAUGAUUAGCCUGCCGCUGAUUAUAAAUUCGAGCCUAGGAGCUCCCUUUUACUCAACAUUUCCUUCUCUCUCUCGUUAAAAGUGUCUCCAACCCUUCGAACUACAGCUUUACUCCAGAACGCUCCAACCCCAACCAAACUAUUGUUACUGAAAACCUUUGCGGCUCCAUAUAUGUCUUCCAGCAGAUCCAUCGAGAUAAUUCCUCGAAGGAACACUGACCGAGCCAAUGCAGAUCAUGGUUGGCUCAAAACUUUCCAUACAUUUUCGUUCGCAAAUUACCAUGACCCGAAACACGAGUCUUUUGGUUCUCUACGCGUCUUGAACGAGGACCGCGUAGCACCUCGCACUGGUUUUGGCACCCACAGCCAUCAAGAGUAUGAGAUUUUUUCCUAUGUGAUUAGUGGUGCGCUAGAGCACCAAGACUCUAUGGGCAACACUGAGAUACUGUCUCGUGGUGCCAUCCAGAUGACCUCCACUGGAACAGGCAUCUCUCACUCUGAGAAAGCCCAUGGCUCUGAAGAGGUACAUUUCUGCCAGAUAUGGGCAUCUCCCCGUCCCGGAGAAGGAAGAGGAAAACCCGCCUAUUUUACCAGACAUUUCACCGACCAAGACAAGCGAAACCAAUUCAGGCUUAUCGUUGCGCCUUCUAAUUCAUCUGAAGUCUCGACUGGGAGGGAGGCUGAAGGCCCCGCCCCAAUUCGCUCCCAGCUUCGCGCAUAUGCGUCGCUCAUGGAUCCUGGUAUAUCCCUUGUGCAUGCAUUCCACCCAAGCCGCAACCCUGAGGGACGUAAAGCGUACAUUCACGUCGUUCAAAAAUCUGGAUACAAUCCUGGUAACGCCAAGGGCGUCAGAUUGCGCGUUGGCGCUCAAAUCGAGGGGCCGAUAAUCGAGCUUAGAGAAGGAGAUGGUUCAUAUAUGUUUGUGGGAAAGGAUGCUGAACUGAAGGUUGAGAACGCAGGGGAAGAUGCGGUCGAGUUUUUAUUAUUUGACAUGGAGUAAAAGCAACUGUAAACGCUUAUCCUACGUGAUUCCACUGUAAAUCCACCUUAUUAUCGAUGGUUUGUGUGAUUUGAGG